AUGCUGAAGGUACCACUUUUGCUCUGCGUUUUGGGAAGCGCGUCGCUCUGGGUGCUGGCAGGAGCCAGCACUAUCCGACCUGAAGAUGGUGUGGUGACCCCAGGUGUGGAAGAUGGCACCGUGUCCCCAGGUGUGGAAGAUGGCGCCGUGUCCCCAGGUUUGGAAGAUAACUUGGUGACUCCAAGUGCCAGUGAACAGCCCGAUAAGUCUGCUGGCUUGACAACUCAGGGACUGACAACUACAAAGAGUGUGACAGUCAUUCACGUCACGGAUCGGACACCUCUAGAAAGCACAGAAGAAAGUCAGAAGACCACAGCCUCAAAUGUGGGAACUGGUCACUCUGAUGGUUUGACAACAGUAACCCUGGUUGGAAUCAUAGUUGGGGUCUCACUAGCCACUGCCUUCAUCGGUGGAGUCAUCUACAUGGUUGUGCGAAAAACGUCAGGAAGAUACAUGCCCUAA
This is a messenger RNA of Choloepus didactylus (southern two-toed sloth), 462 nucleotides long. Its product is annotated as podoplanin-like. The record is from RefSeq and is a predicted model, not a curated record. Gene Ontology annotation, cellular component: apical plasma membrane; lamellipodium; basolateral plasma membrane. The transcript has 2 exons. Lineage: Eukaryota; Metazoa; Chordata; Mammalia; Pilosa; Megalonychidae. The coding region runs from base 1 to 462 and encodes 153 amino acids. Gene Ontology annotation, biological process: cell morphogenesis; positive regulation of extracellular matrix disassembly; lung development. Gene Ontology annotation, molecular function: chemokine binding; protein-folding chaperone binding; signaling receptor binding.